Messenger RNA from Nematocida major, 945 nucleotides. RefSeq lists its product as uncharacterized. The record is from RefSeq and is a predicted model, not a curated record. The transcript has a single exon. Lineage: Eukaryota; Fungi; Microsporidia. The coding region runs from base 1 to 945 and encodes 314 amino acids.
AUGAAAAUAAUUUUGACAAUUGCAUUUCUUUCAACGGCUGCAGCUGUCCGGGAGGGAAUCAAUCUGUCCCUGUGCUCAAGCGACAAUCUGUACUGCUACGAUGAAAUUACACAGUCUAUUGUGCAGCUGGGAGCAGACGAACUCUCAGGAAAGAAGAGUGCAAUAGGCUCCGGGGAGUUUGUAAAGUCAUCUUCUGGGAAUAUCAUUGAAUACGGGACAGGCACUUCCCUGCACGGGCACAGGAAGCGACUUGCGCCAGAGUGCGGGCUAGACCAUUCUUCGAUAAGCUGCAAAGUGCUUGGGAAAGAGUCCAUUCCAGCGGGCGGGACUUUGCCUGCAGUGCGCGCGCGCCCGGCCUUGGUGCAGGUAGCAAAACCUGUUGUGGUAGCAAAACCUGUUGUGGUAGCAACUCCGCAGACUGCGGUCUUUUCCAGGCCCACAGAAGGCUAUCCCAUUGACGACGACUGCGAGGACAGGGCCAUCGUAACCCACACGCCCACAAAAGUGUGCUACGAGAAGCCCCGCAAGGAAUUCCUGACCGUGCAGUGCUGCAAGACCACGCGCAUUCCCAUCAAAGGCGAGAAAAGGCCUCCCAUAUGCACGUGCGCAGACGGAACCCCAGCUGAGCCCAUUCCUUCGUCUGUAUUAGCCGGCACGAGCACAGCAACAGCUCUUUCUUCUGGCGUGGCUGCAGUAGCUGUUCCUGCGUCUUCCGCAGUAGCGAUAGAAAGUGGCAUUCCGAUAAGUACGGCCACUGCUCUGUCGGAUAUAGACGUUCUUCGUUCUUCGCAGAUGGAAAAUGCAAAUGCGUUCAUGCACGGGGUAGCAGCUGCGCGAACUCCUCACUCUGCCACGCUGAAGCUAAAUAUAAGUCCCGGCACAAGGUCCAUUACAGAGAGAGACAGAAACGAGAUUCUAAGGGCAGCCGAGCAAAUGCAAAUGUAA